CCUAAAUAAAACCCGGGGUUUUAGGGUUCUUGGAUUGUGCGCGAUCGCGAUGAGGCUGCUAACGCACAACAUGCUGUCCUGCAACAUCAAGGGCGUCAGCAAGGGAUUCCCGCUCGGCAUCGAGGUCGCCAAGCUGGAAACCAAGACGGUAGAGUUUAAUCCGCAGUUCUUGCGCCAUUCCUUCCCCAAAAUCGAGUGGAAAGCGUUCCAGGAAGCCGCAAAGACUCUAGGUGUGAAUGAUCUUCCCGAGCAAGUAGAGCCCUCAAUGCUGGACGAUGAUGACUUCCUGCGGCGAUUUCAUCAUGCUCUCCUUGAGAUCCAUCUAGAGGAAGGAGACUUGGUCUGUCCAGAGACUGGGAGAAAAUUCCCCGUAGCGAAAGGUAUUCCAAACAUGCUCCUCAACGAAGACGAGGUGUAGAAAUGUAGUUUUUGUUCUUUUCGCUUGUGACCUUUCGUAUAACAUUCGCGCUACAACUUUAACUCCUUCACGUUGGUCGUU
Molecule: messenger RNA, 499 nt
Organism: Selaginella moellendorffii
Lineage: Eukaryota; Viridiplantae; Streptophyta; Lycopodiopsida; Selaginellales; Selaginellaceae
Product: multifunctional methyltransferase subunit TRM112 homolog A
Exons: 3
Coding region: 50-418 (122 amino acids)
Biological process (GO): rRNA (guanine-N7)-methylation; tRNA methylation; peptidyl-glutamine methylation
Molecular function (GO): protein heterodimerization activity
Source: RefSeq, a predicted model, not a curated record